AUGAGUAAUACAUUUGAUCAAGAUUUUUGUCCAGCAUGUGGAACAAUAUUACCUUUGCCGGAUGGUUCACCAACUAUUCAAUGUUUGCUAUGCAAAAAGAUUCAAGAUAUAUCAGCAUUUCAUGGAACACAAUCAACUGUUCAUGUCGAUUUUCAUAAUGUUGAAGAUGAAAAGAAAACCUUAGACAAUAAUGAAACUGUAGAAGGCACACUAAUUCAACGAAAAUGUCCUCGUUGUGGACAUGAUGAAAUGUCAUUUACUACUAGACAAUUACGUUCAGCAGAUGGUAACGUAUUGUUUCUAACUGAAACUUUACUCUUUCAUAUAAUGAUGAUUGUGUUUUCUUUUUUUCUUCGCAUUGUAGAAGGACAAACUGUUUUCUUUUUAUGUCCAAAAUGUUCAUUUCAAGAAUUGGAAAAUUCUUAA
Rotaria sp. Silwood2 is the source of this 426-nucleotide messenger RNA. The record is from the annotation of a GenBank genome assembly. Lineage: Eukaryota; Metazoa; Rotifera; Eurotatoria; Philodinida; Philodinidae.